UACCGUUUCAACCGUCACUGCUCAACGUUGCUGCUGUUCAGUGUGCUCGGUUACCACCUCAGGUCUAUAAAUAACUGUACAUGUGAAAGGCCGUAUCUAUCCAAUCAUCGCAGACAGCUGAGGACAAUUGGGCUCCUUGUACAGGUUGUCUAUGUCCUAACCACCUCACUCCUUCAUUCGACAACUUGAAUGAAGAAAUAUUAUCAUACGAGGGUGACUUUACACGUCUUACGCACUCCAAUGAGCCACCUUCCCCAGGAGAAGUGCAUGCUUUGCACUCCAUGCUUUCAAAGGCAGAGAAACGCAUUGCUCUGCUGGAAAGUCAUAUACAGCAAUUGGAUGAAAUGACUAAAUGUCAAAAACUGUCAGGGAAUCGAUGGUAGAGGAAUUCUAACGAAUGCGAGAAUUAGUUAGAGUCAGACGAGAACCUCUGAGUGCUAUUCGACGCUUACCUGCAGAAGUCCUUACCGAGAUAUUUCGCUAUACCGUCGAAAUAAUGCCUCCAAAACGCUGGAUCUCCGCAAAUGACUCAAGCCACUGGGAAUUCCAACACAAGGAAAGUCCCCUUUGGAGCAUCGAGCUGGUGUCACGACGAUGGAGGGAGGCAUUGCUUUCGCAUGGGAAAUUAUGGUCGUUCAUCAUCAUACAAGAUGUCUUGAACUUUAAGAGCAGGACACCUCGGGAACUUACUCGGUUUGCCCUACAUCUGCAGCGUUCACGCCAGUAUCCGGUUUCCCUCUCCCUUCAUUGCUCCGGCAAUGCCGAAGGCGAGGAUUCCAUUCCAGGCGAGCUCUUUGCCUUCCUGGUUAUGGCUUCGCACAGGGUGGAGACCCUUUGCCUCUACCUCCGACCAUCCAUGCUGGUGUCUUUUGAGCCACUUAAUUCAGCCUUCCGAUCAUUGCGCACACUCAUUGUGUUACCAAACGAGUUCACAGACUACCCACGACUUGAAGCUUUCCAACUUGCCCCAAACCUUCGACACAUUGAGCUUUGGGACGUAGAAAUGCCUCUUGACAAAUUUUCAUUUCCGUGGAAUCAGAUCACUGUGUACAAGAACGUAAAUUGGGGAAUCGGGAGACAGUUUCGACUACCAUAUGAGGACACCAUACACCUCCUCAGCAAGAUGCCUAGCAUUGUCGAAUUUGAGAUAGCAUAUCUUUGUGAUUUUUGCCGCAGAGGGUCGCCCGGCACUAGCGUACCUCUGCCAGUGACUUGUUCACAGCUAACCUCCCUGAAAUUGUCUAUCGCGAAAACAUCUGCAAGCAACGUAUUAGACCUACUACUCAACGAUCUCAUCCUCCCGUCCCUUUCCUCAUUGGACAUUGAUUGCCAGGAGACAGAGAUCAACGCUUACAACGAAGGAGAGCAGCUUUUUCCUGCCAUCCUCGAACUACUGCGCAGGUCUCGCUGCUCACUGCGUGAACUGCGGUUCAGGCAUGCACUUGUGGAUGGAAAUGACCUUCUGGAAGUCUUUCGGUUCUCGCCCUCCCUCUCAUGUCUCCAGUUUAUCAACGUUGGCCAGGAGGCCAUCACAGAUGACAUCCUCGUACGUCUCACGCUUUCUUCUGAUUCAGAAUCGGAGUCGGACACGGAUUCAGAGUGGACAAAGGGAGCAGGGGGGGAAGGAGCAAGGAGAGAAAGAGGAGCCCGAGACAUUUGUUCCAUUCCUGAGCACCUUUCAUCUUGUAACGGACGUAUCUUUCAAAAGCAAUACGUUCGUUCAAAUGGUGAUGUCUCGUUGGAGUAUUUCAGCUGUUGAGAAUGGUACAGAUUGGCUCCAGUCAGUAAAGCUCGGAUGGGUUGGAUGGGAUCCGCUGUAUGAUCUUGAAGACGUAAACGAAAUCCUAUCGUGUUUGGAGCCGUGUCGUCCUAAGGGAUGUCAGCUAAAGGUAUACUUUGGUUCUUCGGACGAACUUCUCCAG
Guyanagaster necrorhizus is the source of this 1922-nucleotide messenger RNA. RefSeq lists its product as uncharacterized. NCBI's taxonomy places the organism in Eukaryota, Fungi, Basidiomycota, Agaricomycetes, Agaricales, Physalacriaceae. Bases 398 to 1759 code for a protein of 453 amino acids. The record is from RefSeq and is a predicted model, not a curated record. The transcript has 2 exons.